Colletotrichum fioriniae is the source of this 789-nucleotide messenger RNA. The record is from RefSeq and is a predicted model, not a curated record. NCBI's taxonomy places the organism in Eukaryota, Fungi, Ascomycota, Sordariomycetes, Glomerellales, Glomerellaceae.
AUGGCUUUCGUGAUAUGUCUGUUCCGCCGUCGCUCGCGGAACGACUACGACCAGAGCCUAAAGAGCGAGAUUGGGCAACCCAAUCCCCGGCCAGACACAUCGCCCACACCCCUUUCAGGUCACCUGUACGCUAUACGCGAAGGUAUCCGUACGCCUUUGACACCUCCGCCCCGUCUACAGCAACGUCGGUUACUUUCCACCCACGGGAACCCAGAGAGACCGAGCAUCAACAUCAACGUCCCCAUCCUAGGAACUCCCCUCGGCGCCUCGGUCGAAAAGGCAGGCGUCUUCUCGCCGUCUCCCACCUUGACACCCGCGCUCGCAGCAGCCAACAGAGUCCCUCCGAAAUAUGACCGCUCCACAAAGCCGUACUACGGCGUUUCUCCGCCGCCGAAUGGAUUCGGUCAAGGCACCGGGGGCGGGCCCCGAUCCUCCGGAAAGACAUCGAGCAAGAGCAGCGCCGCGAGCGGUCGCACUGCCACUACUGUAUCCAAUGUCUCGAGCAUAUUCCCGCAACUCACCCCCUCCUCGUGGCCGAUGCGGCCUCCGAGGCCUCACGAGAAGCCGCUGCUGAUACCGGAUCUGGUGUGUCCUGGUCCUCCUCCGGCUCGCUCCCUUCCUCCGGCACCGCCUGGGAGCCCUGCGAGUCCCGUGUCCUUUCACAAAAAGUUGCUUCUGCAGCAUUUGCAGCAACAGCAGCAACAACAGAAACGAGAGGAAAGCUUCGAAAGUGUCAGCGCCGCUGUCAGCAACGGAAACUUGUGCGAGAGAGUCGCGAGAGAGGAAUAG